This is a messenger RNA of Lathyrus oleraceus (garden pea), 702 nucleotides long. RefSeq lists its product as uncharacterized. NCBI's taxonomy places the organism in Eukaryota, Viridiplantae, Streptophyta, Magnoliopsida, Fabales, Fabaceae. The coding region runs from base 1 to 702 and encodes 233 amino acids. The transcript is spliced from 3 exons. The record is from RefSeq and is a predicted model, not a curated record.
AUGGCUGGAAGAAACGAGGGUGCAAUUGUUGAUGCUUUGAAAAUCUAUGAUAAGGAUAGUAAAGCCCGAUCUACUCACUACAAGAGUGUUAGUGAAAGGAAAGGGAAGAUUCAGAUUCGAGGGAAGUCAUACAGUACUCUAGCUGAUAAAGGGAAACAAAAGGUUAUAUAUGAGAAGAAGCGAAGUGAGGGAGAGACUCCUACUUCUGUGAGAUGCUUUAAGUAUGGUGAGUAUAGAAAUUAUGUUCCUGGGUGCAAGAGCACAACUGUUAACUACUUCAAGUGUGGGAAGUCAGGUCACCGUGUUGUUGAGUGUAGCAGUAAUAAUAUGAAUUGCUUUAAUUAUGGAGAGUGGGGUCAUAUUAGUACUCAGAGUGAGAAACCUAAGAAGGAUCAGUCUAGAGGGAAGGUUUUUGCAUUAUUUGGAUCAGAGGUUACUGUGUCAGUUAACUUAAUUCGAGGUAUUUGUUUUAUCAAUAAUAUUCCUUUGAUUACUAUUAUUGAUAUGGAUGUGGCACAUUCUUUUAUAUCUGUUGCGUGUGUGUCGAGGUUGAAGUUAGAGGUGUCUACUAUGAAUGGUAGUAUGAUCAUUGAUACCCAAGCUAGUAGUUCAGUGACAAUUUCCUUGAUGGAGUUCAACCAUGUGUUUAUCAAUUGUUUUGAUAAUUUAGUGAAGUUUCUUGAUUCCGUAGAGAGUACAUAG